UUUUUUUAUGGAGGAAAAUUCUCAAACCACAGGAAAUCCUAUUUGAUAGCUUCAAAAGGAAAAAAAACUUUCCCCAAAACAGCUGUGUGGUUCUCUUUUCAAGUUUUUAACUCAAAGGAAAAUAGAAAUGAUGCACACCCCGAGGACUAUGUGAGCAAUUAUCUGUGGAUCUAAGUCCAAAAACACAAGAAAAGGAGAAGAAACAGAGCCCAUAUUUGUGGGAACUGACUAACAUGGCCACUGAGUCUUCCCAUGCUGCCUAUGCUGCUGUGGCCCCUUCUGUGAUCCCCAUAUCCCCAUCAUCAGGAAAGCUGCUGAAGAUGUUUCGUGAAUACCAGAGCAACGCAGUCAUCUUAGAACAUUACAACUACACUGGCAAACUGAAGGAGAACAAGUACAAGGAAGGACUCAAACCAGAGACCAUAGCUUUUCUCUUGGUCUGUCUGCUCAUAGUUGUAGAAAAUGCCGUGGUGCUGCUCGCCAUUUGGAAGAACAAGAAAUUCCAUGUGCCCAUGUACUAUUUACUGGGCAACCUGACCCUCUCUGACCUGCUCGCAGGUUUCACCUACAUGGUAAACCUCAUAACAUCAGGUGCCAACACACUGAGCAUGACCCCAGUGCUGUGGUUCCUGCGGGAGGGGGGUGUGUUCAUCAUGCUGGCUGCCUCUGUCAUUAGUCUACUGGCCAUCGCCAUAGAGCGCCAUGUCACCAUGGUCAGGAUGAAGCCUUACCAGGGCGACAAACAGGGACGGAUGUUUGCUCUGAUUGGAGCGAGCUGGGUGUUGUCAGUGUUCCUGGGGGUUCUGCCUGUCCUGGGUUGGAACUGCAUGGGUCAUCUGGACCAGUGCUCCACAGUGCUGCCGCUCUUUGCCAAAAGUUACAUCCUCUUCUGCAUCACCGUCUUCAGUGCCAUCCUCAUGUCCAUCGUGGUUCUGUACGUUCGCAUCUUCCGCAUCGUCAAGUCCAACACGCAGCGCCUUGCCUCGGUUCCACAGCGCAAAGGCCUUUACCGCAAGUCCCAGAAGUACAUGGCCCUGCUGAAGACGGUCACCAUAGUCCUGGGAGUCUUCAUUGCAUGUUGGCUGCCCCUCUUCAUCUUCCUGCUGCUGGACUUCUGCUGUCCGGCCAAAAGCUGCGAGGUGCUCUUUAAGGCAGACUACUUCCUGGGCAUCGCUAUGUUUAACUCCCUCCUGAACCCCAUCAUCUACACCCUGACCAGCAAGGACAUGAGGAAGGCCAUCAUCAGGCUGCUCUGCCGACCUUGCCUCUUAACAAAAGACGGGCAGGUGAAGAAGAUCGGGAUUCCCUUCCUGGAAUGCAGCACCAGCAAAGCGGACGCAGCCUCUCACAGACUGGAGGGACUGGAGACGACGGUGUCCUCUGGUAACUUCACUCCUUCAACCAUCAAAGCCAUUUAUCCAAGAAUGAGCAAGACAUGACACAUGACUUAACACUGAGAGAGUGAGCACUCAGACUUUUAACUGGACCACUUAGAAAACCAGACUGCUUCUCUCUAGACAGAGUUGGAAACACGUGCCGUAGUGGAGCAAAUGUGAGAAGUUUUACGUUGCACUCUGUCACAGUUUUGUUGUUUUUAAUCUUUGUGAUCAGAAUAAGCUCAUUGUGUUUGAUAAAUGUCAAUAUUGGGAGAAAGACUAACUCUUCAUUACCAGUUUAAAAGAGAAAAACAUGCCUUAAGGUUAAAAACAAACAACUAGUAUUACAAAACAGGGCCAGUAUUUGCCAGGUGAUGUUAUAACUGGCAAAAUGGCAAAAAAAGACCAGGGCCAAAGGCUGGGCCUGCGAUUUAUCCUUAUCUCCUGUGCAGCGUUUAAUGAUAUGUUGUUACAAACACAGAGCAUCCACACCCAAACUCUGCUGCCAAACCCAUGUAAUUUCUACCAUGUGAGUUUUGGUCAGCACCAAUGCUGGGGAGAGGUCCCCCCUCCACCAACAUCAGAGGCUCCGUGGCCUGGAGACGCUCUGCAGACGUCAUAUGGCAAGUCGAGCUGGGUGGUUUGCCGCUUUGGAGGUCCCUUCAACAUGUGUAGAAACACAGAAUGAAUGACUGGGAGCUAUAAAAGCUGACAGUGGAGGUUUGUUGACGCCUUCUUGGUUUAACAAACUACAAUAUUGCAGUUAUAAUGUGCUACAGUUUGUGGACAACAAAGAAAGUCUUCUGGGAUGAAACUAAUCAUCUUACCAUGAAAUGAUCUUCUGUACCUAUUUUUGUCAAGGAAGACGAGACGGGGAGAUAAAUGUAGUCUUACAUUUCAGAUCUGUCAAAUCCCAGACGACAGUGUGUGAGCUUUAUAGUACUGGGGAUCUCACUGUGGUAGUUAUUUUGAACAUAAACAUGGACACUUUCCCUAAUUGUAGUUUUGUACAUAAAUGAAGAGACAAACAAAAAUAUAUUUUGACUGACGUUGUUAGUACACUUUGUAAAUAUAUCUAUAGCCGUUUUGUAUUGUAAAAAAAAGUCUUUUAACUUAUGUCAGUUUUAUAUGUGCACUGAAUAAACAUGUGAAUUAAGU
Solea solea (common sole) is the source of this 2534-nucleotide messenger RNA. RefSeq names its product sphingosine-1-phosphate receptor 5a (gene s1pr5a). Gene Ontology annotation, molecular function: sphingosine-1-phosphate receptor activity. Gene Ontology annotation, cellular component: membrane. The coding region runs from base 234 to 1439 and encodes 401 amino acids. The transcript has a single exon. Gene Ontology annotation, biological process: G protein-coupled receptor signaling pathway. The record is from RefSeq and is a predicted model, not a curated record. Lineage: Eukaryota; Metazoa; Chordata; Actinopteri; Pleuronectiformes; Soleidae.